Messenger RNA from Chrysochloris asiatica (Cape golden mole), 1221 nucleotides. It is a transcript of the gene TDO2, whose product is annotated as tryptophan 2,3-dioxygenase. Bases 1 to 1221 code for a protein of 406 amino acids. The transcript has 12 exons. Gene Ontology annotation, molecular function: heme binding; metal ion binding; L-tryptophan 2,3-dioxygenase activity. Lineage: Eukaryota; Metazoa; Chordata; Mammalia; Afrosoricida; Chrysochloridae. The record is from RefSeq and is a predicted model, not a curated record.
AUGAGUGGAUGCCCAUUUUUAGGAAACAACUUCGGAUAUACUUUUAAAAAAACACCUGUAGAAGGCAGUGAAGAAGACAAAUCACAAAAUGGUGUUAAUAAAGCCAGUAAAGGAGGACUCAUCUAUGGGAACUAUCUGCAUCUGGAAAAAGUUUUGAAUGCACAAGAGCUUCAAAGUGAAAUAAAAGGAAAUAAAAUCCAUGAUGAGCAUCUUUUCAUUAUAACUCAUCAAGCAUAUGAACUCUGGUUUAAGCAAAUCCUGUGGGAAUUAGAUUCUGUUAGAGAGAUCUUUCAGAAUGGCCAUGUCAGGGAUGAAAGGAAUAUGCUUAAGGUUGUUACUCGGAUGCACAGAAUAUCAGUGAUCCUUAAACUAUUGGUACAACAGUUUUCCAUUCUGGAAACAAUGACUCCCUUGGAUUUCAAUGACUUCAGAGAGUAUUUAUCUCCAGCAUCAGGCUUCCAGAGUUUGCAGUUCCGUCUAUUAGAAAACAAGAUUGGUGUUCUUCAGAGUAUGAGAGUCCCUUACAACAGAAGACAUUAUCGUGAUAACUUCAAAGGAGAAGAUAAUGAACUGCUAUUGAAGUCUGAGCAAGAAAAAACACUUCUGCAACUAGUGGAGGCAUGGCUGGAAAGAACACCAGGUUUAGAACCACAUGGAUUUAACUUCUGGGGAAAUUUUGAAAAAAAUAUUGUAAAAGGCCUGGAAGAGGAAUUCAUAAGGAUUCAGGCUAGGGAAGAUUCAGAGGAAAAAGAGGAACAAAUGGCUGAAUUCCAGAAGCAAAAAGAGGUGUUACUAUCUUUAUUUGAUGAGAAACGCCAUGAACAUCUCCUCAGCAAAGGUGAAAGACGGCUGUCAUACCGAGCGCUUCAGGGAGCACUGAUGAUAUAUUUUUACAGGGAAGAGCCUAGAUUCCAGGUCCCAUUUCAAUUGCUGACUUCUCUAAUGGACAUAGAUACACUAAUGACAAAAUGGAGAUAUAACCACGUCUGCAUGGUGCACAGAAUGCUGGGUAGCAAGGCUGGCACUGGUGGAUCCUCAGGCUAUCAGUACCUGCGCUCAACUGUGAGUGACAGGUACAAGGUAUUUGUAGAUCUCUUUAACCUUUCAACAUACCUGGUUCCACGACACUGGAUACCGAAGAUGAACCCAAUCAUUCAUAAAUUUCUCUACACGGCUGAAUAUUGUGACAGCUCUUACUUUAGUAGUGAUGAAUCAGAUUAA